AUGUGCCACUCUCUUGAGGAUCAGUUAAUCGAGUUGAAGACCAAGAAUGAGGAGAAUGUACGUCAGCUCAAUGAUAUCAGUAAUCAAAAGUCCCGUCUCCAAACUGAGAAUGGUAAACAUCCUUCCUUUUACAUGUGGAGGAGAAACAAACAUAAACACUACCUAAACACUUAUUCUAAUGUUUAUUUGAUUCUGUAGGGGAAUUUAAUCGGACAAUGGAGGAUAAGGAAGGUCUCAUUUCACAACUGACAAGAGCCAAGCAUGGGUUCACCACACAAAUAGAUGACCUGAAGAGACAUCUUGAUGAGGAAAUAAAAGUAAGAUCACCUAGUAUUGUUACCAUACUACAUUGAAUACAUUGAAAAUCUUACUAUGCCCAAUACCUACUUUACACUGAGUAUACCAAACAUUAGGAACACCUUUCUAAUAUUGAGUUGGUGCCCAUUCACCCUCCGAAUGGCAAACAUACACAAUCCAUGUCUCAAUUGUCUCAAGGCUUAAAAGUCCUUCUUUAACCUGUCUCCCCCCCUUCAUCUACACUGAUUGAAGUGGAUUUAACAAGUGACAUCAAUAAGGGAUCAUAGCUUUCAUCUGGAUUCACCUGGUCAGUCUAUGUCAUGGAAAGAGCCUAAUGUUCCUAAUGUUUUGUACACUCAGUGUAUACUGUUUUCAUCCCAAGGCUAAGAAUGCCCUGGCCCAUAGUUUACAAUCAGCACGUCACGAAAGCGACCUCCUCCGAGAACAAUUUGAGGAGGAGCAGGAGGCCAAGGUUGAGCUGCAGCGGAGCAUGUCCAAGGCCAACAGUGAGGUAGCUCUGUGGAGAACUAAGUAUGAGACUGAUGCCAUCCAGUGCACUGAGGAACUUGAAGAGGCCAAGUAAUUGCCAACUUUUUAUAGAUUUUCUACUUGUUUGCCAUAAAUUACCCUAUGCAUGAUAUUGACAAAUGAUUGGUCUCACUUUGCGCAGGAAAAAGCUUGCCCAACGUCUCCAAGAGGCUGAGGAACAAAUUGAGGCGGUGAACGCAAAAUGUGCUUCACUGGAGAAGACUAAGCAGAGACUGCAGAGUCAAAUGGAGGAUCUCAUGGUUGAUGUGGAGAGAUCCAAUAGUAUGGCUGCUAACCUUGAUAAGAAACAGAGAAACUUUGACAAGGUAAUAAAAAAGUUUGAUUUGAUUUUUUUCUAAAAGCCUGAACAUUCAUGUAUUGAUGACGAUACAUGGUUUUAGAUUUUAGUUGAUUGGAAGCAGAAGUAUGAGGAGUCACAGUCGGAGCUGGAAAGUGCUCAGAAAGAAUCUCGAUCACAAAGCACGGAUCUUUUCAAAAUGAAAAACUCCUUUGAAGAAGCUCUGGAUCAUCUGGAAACUCUCAAAAGGGAGAAUAAAAACCUGCAACGUAAGUCCAAUUUAUGAAAUGUGACAAUCCAUGACAUAAUAGUCACAACACAUAAAAUCCUUAAGGUUUUACAAUAUCAAAUGACCUGAUAUUGUCUUUUGACAUGUACUGUAUGGCUUUCAAAAUACAGAGGAGAUAUCAGACCAAUCGGAGCAAAUUGGUGAGAGUGGAAAGAGUGUCCAUGAACUGGAGAAAGUCAGAAAACAAGUGGAAACAGAGAAAAGUGAGAUGCAAUCUACACUGGAGGAAGCAGAGGUAACAUUAUUUUUAAAAAUUUACUCAACAGGCACAAUGUUUUUAAAAAAUUACACAAUUAAGCCAAAUCAACAGAUUUUAAGGUUUACAAUAAUCAAUAUACAUUUUCUUUUUGAAGGCAUCUAUAGAGCAUGAGGAAUCUAAGAUCCUCUGUGCCCAGCUGGAGUUGAACAAGGUGAAGUCUGAGGUGGACAGGAAGCAUGCUGACAAGGAUGAGGAGAUUGACCAGCUGAAGAGAAACAGCCAGAGAGUUAUUGAUUCCAUGCAGAGCACUCUGGACGCUGAGGUCAGGAGCAGGAAUGAUGCCCUGCGAGUUAAGAAGAAGAUGGAGGGAGACCUCAAUGAGAUGGAGAUUCAGCUGAGCCAUGCUAAUAGGCAGGCUGCUGAAGCCCAGAAACAACUGAGGAAUGUCCAGGGACAGCUCAAGGUGAGUGCUGCUGCGUUUUGCAACAUUAAGAUGGUGUGCAUACCUAAUAGGCAUUGAUAGCCAUGGAUGUGACAGUAGGUUAAAUUGAAUUGCAAAUGAGUGCCUAGGGUUUCAGUUAAAGUUGAUCAUUAAACCAUUCCAGGAUGCUCAAUUGCAUCUUGAUGACGCUGUCAGAGGACAGGAUGAUAUGAAGGAGCAGGUCACCAUGGUGGAGCGCAGGACCGUCCUGAUGCAUGCUGAGAUUGAGGAACUCAGAGAAGCCUUUGAGCAGGCAGAGAGAGGCCGCAAAGUGGCCGGGCAGGAGCUGAUUGAAGCUAGUGAGCGAGCAGGGCUUCUCUACUCCCAGGUUGGUUGUGUGAUAUGAUUAAUCAAACCUGACAGUUUACUCACUUUACAAUUGAACUAAACCUCUCUAUUCCAAAUAGAACACCAGCCUUUUGAACACCAAGAAGAAGCUUGACACAGACAUAACUCAACUUCAAGGAGAAGUGGAAGAUGCUGUUCAAGAGGCAAGAAAUGCAGAGGACAAGGCCAAGAAAGCAAUUACUGAUGUAAGUUCUACAGUCCACAAGCUGUCUCUUUAACACAAACUUCCACAAGCUAAAUGAGUUUCAUUCAAAUCUUGUCCCAUUCUCAGGCUGCCAUGUUGGCAGUGGAGCUGAAGAAGGAGCAGGACACGAGUGGUCACCUGGAGAGGAUGAAGAAGAACCUGGAGAUCACCGUCAAGGACCUGCAGCACCGUCUAGAUGAAGCAGAGAAUAUUGCCAUGAAGGGUGGAAAGAAGCAACUCCAGAAACUGGAGGGCAGGGUAUGUAGCUAAGUUAAUUAUAAAACUGUAUUGCAGACUGAUUUAAAAACAUUGAAAAAAACAUCUCUAUUAUCUAGGUCCGUGAUCUGGAAAAUGAGCUUGAGGCUGAGCAAAAGCGGGGAGUUGAUGCUAUCAAAGGAGUUCGGAAAUUUGAGAGGAGGGUCAAAGAGCUCACCUAUCAGGUAAGAAAUAAGAAUGUAUUAAUGUACCUUAUAAUCAGGAGUUAAAGUCAUAUUGUCACAGAAAUUGGUUGCGUUUCCAUGAUCAUUUUAACAGAGAUGUAUUUAUUUUCCAUUCAUGGGCAUAGCCCUAGCUUCAAAUGAAAUUGCAAUCCACUUAUCGCAUUGUCCUGAAAACAAUUUUUGAAAAAAUAAACUGACACCAGUGAUUUCUUUCAGACUGAGGAAGACAAGAAGAAUGUUACUAGACUCCAGGAUUUGGUGGAUAAAUUACAGAUCAAAGUGAAGGCUUACAAAAGACAGUCCGAGGAAGCUGUAAGCAAAUGACAUACCAAGGACCAUUCUCCACUAGAUUUUGAGUGUUCAAGUGAAGGGUGGGCUCUGGCUGCAAUAAUUAAUGUAGGCUAACCUACAUUGCAUCUCAUUCAAUUGCAGGAGGAGCAAGCUAAUGUUCAUAUGGCCAAAUUCAGAAAGGUGCAGCAUGAGCUGGAAGAGGCUAAUGAGCGUGCUGACAUUGCUGAGUCCCAGGUCAACAAGAUUAGAACCAAGAACCGUGACAUGGGAACAAAGGUAUUGAUAUGUUUGAAGUAUACAGUUUUGUUUUGAGUUCCAAUUCAACACCAAAGAUAAUGGCCUUGUCCCUUCCAAUCGUAAACACUAGAGGGUACUCUGUGAGUGUCUAAAUACAUAUAAGAGCAGAGAAGAAGAGGCGAAGCAAGAGGUUUUACUCCGCCCGAAAUCUGUCCACGAAAAUAAGCCCACCAUGUGAAGGAUUUGGAGUGUCGAAUUUGGUCAACAAAAAAUGUAAUUACUAACUUGCUACGUGAGGCUUAUUUUAUCUAAUAGAAGUUUUGUAAUGGUUAGGUUGUUACAAAUGCACUGAUAUAAGUGGACGCACGUGGCGUUACGGAAACUUGACUUUAUAUCAGAGUUGUGCCUGUUGUCAUAGAGAUAGAUAGAGGAUUAAUCAUGGAUAUAACGCAUUUUAGCAUGGACAUUGACAUUGAGGGCUUCCACCAUUUUAAAGUAGUCAACUGGGUGGGGAUUCCUGUGAGUUUGGAGCAAUCCGCCAAUGGAGAAGAAAAUGUACUACUUUAAAAUUGAGAUAGGAUCAAUGGAGCUGCCCAUGCUGUCAGACUCUAAACUGGCACAGAUACAAAGAUGAGUCCUAUAUCUAUCUCUAUGGCCUGUUGUUUACACGCGUAUCUGCCCUCUCAUAGGCUAGAAUGGUCUCACCUGAGCUCGCCUCCUCCCGCCUGCCUUCCAUCUUUGAGGACAUGUAUUUCAAUUGUUAGAGCAGUCACUUGUAUAUCUUGUCAAUAUAAUAGACAAUAUUUGAUAAGAGCUAUAUAUGAGCAAUCAAUGGAUAUGUGAUUAUGGUCUUAGUAGCAAUCAAACAUUUUUAAUCACCUUUCUUUGCUGCUACAUGCUUUAAUCAGUCUUCUUCAAUACAGGGCCAAGAGGGAAUGGAGGAGUAGCAGAGGUUGUCCCCCAUUGAGUACCAGAAGAUGCAUGCUCUUUGUAUUCACAACUGCAUGAGGUUACUAGGUAGUUACAUUUACAUUUUAGUCAUUUAGCAGACGCUCUUAUCGAGAGCGACUUACAGUUAGUGAGUGCAUACAUGUUUUUUGUUUUUUUUGUUAAUAGCCUAUCAUAGUCCUACCAUCUUGGAUGAAUUGCAAAACCAGUGAUAUGUUAAAAUAGCGUCUCCAUCAUAACAAAUAACCAAACACAUUAUACAGUCAACACAACCAAUCAACUAUUGCAUCAUAUUUUCUAUCAACCAAAACAAAUUGUCAUUCAAACAACAUGUGUGCCCCAUUAAAAUAGUAAUAUAUUAUUUAGUGAGAAAUUCAAAACAUUUUAAUUACAUACAUAUUCACCUCCAUUAAAUAUACACAGGCCAUUCAGAAAUCAAUGAACAAACUAACUUUCAAAUAAUUAAUCAAUUUUCAUUAGCAAUACUAAUAUUGUGCCAAUAUCAUGUUCUGACUCUAACAAAGUUUGAAGUUCCUAAAUAAAUAGCAUUACCUUAAAUUCAGUCAUAUUGUUUUCACCUUUCAUGUUGUACAUGUCCUACUGUAAUUAUACUAGUUAGAACAAAUAAUUCUGUACGAUGAUUAGAAUAUCAAUAAAUAUUACUUAGAUUGAUGGCUCCUUAUGCUGUUCAAUAUCAUACUCAAAAUCAUACCUUGAGCCCCUGACACAGACAAGAUGAAUGACAUGGGAUCUAUCACAUUAUCUGCUGUCCUUGGCCUAGAUAGAAGAUAAUGUCUCAUGUUUUAAGGUCAAGACUGAGAAGACUCCACAUCGUUGUUCAAAUCAAAUGCAGUGUAGGUAGACCUACUGCCUAUAGUCACACCAUGUAAAAGUAGUCUUCACAAACCUAUUCAAUAACAUGGUUUGUUUAAUAUAAUAUACAGCCUAUGGUUUUGCCAAUAAUUUUUCUGCACAUGCUGAAUAGAAAUUGGACUUGACACCGCAGAUGAAUUUACAUUAUUGUUGCUUUCUCAGUCUCUCCCAACUGAGGUCUGUGAAUGUUGUCCUGUGUCGGUGAGUUGAGUCAAACAUGAUCUAUCUAUAGAAACAAAGCCUCAGGAGACGCAAAUAAAAAGAAGCUUCAGAACAGCUGUCACGCAUGAGAGCGGAAAAGCCUCUGAGCUUGUGCAAACUGGAUAAGAUCAAGGUUAAAAGAGUAUGGAAGAACAGGUAGGAUAAUUAAUCUGCCAAGUAGGCCUAUGGAUAUUACCUACUGGGCACACUACGUCAUUUCAACGUGGAUAAUUGGGUAAUAUUUGGUUGAGAUGUUGAUCACUGAUUACAACCUAUAGUUACUAAAAAAGACAGCCAAAAGUUUCCAAUGUGUUAUCACUGUGCUUUCCACCGUCUAAAAGCACAGCAAAGUUAAAAUGGGAAUACAUUGUCUGUCACGGUUUCGGCCGAGGCUGCUCCUUCUCCUUGUUCGGGCAGGCUUCGGCGGUCGUCGUCUCCGGAGUACUAGCUGCCACCGUUCUAUGUUUCUAUGUUUGAUUGGUUUUGUCUGUUUGUUACACCUGUUCAUUGUUAAGUGUUCAUUAUGCGUCCUAUUUAGUUCUCUUGUGUUUGGUCAGGUGUUGUGUGUAAUUGUUCGAUGUCACGUGUAGUAGUUGGUUCGCUGUUCUGUGCUCUCUGUAUUUCGUUUUGUUUGAGAGAGUCCUGCACGUUGUGCGCAUCUACUUUGGUUCUUACCAGUGUGCGUGUGUUUCGCCUGUGGCCUGUUGCCGUGUUUGGCUUGUAUUUUCGGACUUCACUAGAGACAUCUGUUUCGAAUCUCUGUGUGUCCUGCGUGUGAUUCCACGUUACCUCUACACUCAACCCUGACAUUGUCAGACAUUUUGUUUAUUUAUACAACAACUUAAUGUGUUAUCACUGUGCUUCAUCUAAUAGCGGAACCGAUUGCAGUUGAGAUUACAUUAAAAGUACAUGGUGCAAGUGAUCAAUGCCAUUCGAGAUUCUGCGCUUUCUUGAACAUGCACUCUUUAUACUGUAUGAUUACAUAAGAAAACAUUUAUAGUUAUAGGUAGUUACAGUAACCUCAAUGUGGCCGUGGAUAUGUUACUCAUUUUAAGGUUGAAUGUUAUAUUAGCUUGUAAAAUAGCCUUAACUUUAAGCUAUGUACUGUAGUAUUACAAAAGUAAUAUUGAAUUGUGUUUGGUUAACAACAUGAUCAAAUAUCAACAUUUAAAGGAGAUGUAUCUACUGCUUGCAUAGUUCCAUCUGAGCCACUGGCUGAAUCCCAUUGUUUAACUUUUAUUUUUGGUUGAGUUGGAGACAUGAAUCCAACAACAUAUCAUUAACUUCAGUUGUCGACAAGUUAAUAGGCUAUUUAUUGUAUUGCAAAAGUGAUAUUGAAUUGUGUUUGGUUGUCAACGCAACCAAAUAUCAACAUUUGAAGGAGAUGUAUCUUCUGCUUGGAUAUUUGUGCCACUGACUUAGUCUGACAUUAAUUGCAAUUUGUCUACAAAUUGAUAGGCUAUGUUGGAUUCACGUCUCCAUCUCAACCAAAAAUAAAAGUUAAGGAAUAAGACUAAAUCAAAUCAAACUUUAAAUGCACUUUAAAUAAAGUUUGAUUUAAUUUAGUUAUAUUCUUUGACUUUGUUAUGUUUUCUUGUGAAACAAUCAAGAAAUAAGACAAAAAAACUGAAAACUUGAGCGUGCAUAACUAUUCACCCCCCCCCAAAGUCAAUACUUUGUAGAGCCACCUUUUGCAGCAAUUACAGCUGCAAGUCUCUUGCGGUAUGUCUCUAUAAGCUUGGCACAUCUAGCCACUGGGAUUUUUGCCCAUUCUUCAAGGCAAAACUGCUCCAGGUCCUUCAAGUUGGAUGGGUUCCGCUGGUGUACAGCAAUCUUUAAGUUAUACCACAGAUUCUCAAUUGGAUUGAGGUCUGGGCUUUGACUAAGACAUUUAAAUGUUUCCCCUUAAACCACUCAAGUGUUUCUUUAGCAGUAUGCUUAGGGUCAUUGUCCUGCUGGAAGGUGAACCUCCGUCCCAGUCUCACAUUAAUGCCCUCCUUGCCUGGUCCGUGAGUUUUGGUGGGCGGCCCUCUCUUGGCAGGUUUGUUGUGGUGCCAUAUUCUUUCCAUUUUUAAUAAUGGAUUUAAUGUUGCUCCGUGGGAUGUUCAAAGUUUCAGAUAAAAAUGUUUUACCCAACCUUGAUCUGUACUUCUCCACAACUUUGUCCCUGACCUGUUUGGAGAGCUCCUUGGUCUUCAUGGUGUCGCUUGGUUGGUGGUGCCCCUUGCUUAGUGGUGUUGCAGACUCUGGGGCCUUUCAGAACAGGUGUAUAUAUACUGAGAUCAUGUGCCAGAUCAUGUGACACUUAGACUGCACACAGGUGGACUUUAUUUAACUAAUUAUGUGACUUCUGAAGGUAAUUGGUUGCACCAGAUCUUAUUUAGGGGCUUCAUAGCAAAGGGGGUGAAUACAUAUACACCACUUUUCCGUUAUUUAUUGUUUUGAAUUUUUUUAAACAAGUUAUUUUUUUCAUUUCACUUCACCAAUUUGGACUAUUUUGUGUAUGUCCAUUACAUGAAAUCCAAAUAAAAAUCCAUUUAAAUUACAGGUUGUAAUGCAACAAAAUAGGAAAAAUGCCAAGGGGGAUGAAUACUUUUGCAAGGCACUGUAUAGGCUUAAAUAGCAUCAUGGAUGAUAUAUGAGUGGUAAAGUAUGUUCACAUUUCAUUUGCUCUGUUUAACCUACCCAUUUUUAAGUGGAGAUCUCUCACCAAUCAUUCUCAUGAUAGCACAUGGUUAAUAGUAAGUGACAAUUAUCAAAGCUAAGCUGGGCUUUGUUAAAACCCUGGAUGGGAGACCAAAGGGUAGCUGUAGGUAGAUCAAUUCUCCAGUAGGAGGUGCUGCCCAACCUAUUUAUUUUUCUUCUCCUAAUAGUAGAUACAGUGGGGGAAAAAAGUAUUUAGUCAGCCACCAAUUGUGCAAGUUCUCCCACUUAAAAAGAUGAGAGAGGCCUGUAAUUUUCAUCAUAGGUACACGUCAACUAUGACAGAAAAAUUUAGAUUUAUUUUUCAAGAAAAUCACAUUGUAGGAUUUUUUAUGAAUUUAUUUGCAAAUUAUGGUGGAAAAUAAGUAUUUGGUCACCUACAAACAAGCAAGAUUUCUGGCUCUCACAGACCUGUAACUUCUUCUUUAAGAGGCUCCUCUGUCCUCCACUCGUUACCUGUAUUAAUGGCACCUGUUUGAACUUGUUAUCAGUAUAAAAGACACCUGUCCACAACCUCAAACAGUCACACUCCAAACUCCACUAUGGCCAAGACCAAAGAGCUGUCAAAGGACACCAGAAACAAAAUGGUAGACCUGCACCAGGCUGGGAAGACUGAAUCUGCAAUAGGUAAGCAGCUUGGUUUGAAGAAAUCAACUGUGGGAGCAAUUAUUAGGAAAUGGAAGACAUACAAGACCACUGAUAAUCUCCCUCGAUCUGGGGCUCCACGCAAGAUCUCACCCUGUGGGGUCAAAAUGAUCACAAGAACGGUGAGCAAAAAUCCCAGAACCACACGGGGGGACCUAGUGAAUGACCUGCAGAGAGCUGGGACCAAAGUAACAAAGCCUACCAUCAGUAACACACUACGCCUCCAGGGACUCAAAUUCUGCAGUGCCAGACGUGUCCCCCUGCUUAAGCCAGUACAUGUCCAGGCCCGUCUGAAGUUUGCUAGAGCGCAUUUGGAUGACCAGAAGAGGAUUGGGAGAAUGUCAUAUGGUCAGAUGAAACCAAAAUAUAACUUUUUGGUAAAAACUCAAGCAUGGGGGUGGAAACAUCAUGCUUUGGGACUGUUUUUCUGCAAAGGGACCAGGACGACUGAUCCGUGUAAAGGGAAGAAUGAAUGGAGCCAUGUAUCGUGAGAUUUUGAGUGAAAACCUCCUUCCAUCAGCAAGGGCAUUGAAGAUGAAACAUGGCUGGGUCUUUCAGCAUGAAAAUGAUCCCAAACACACCGCCCGGGCAACGAAGGAGUGGCUUCGUAAGAAGCAUUUCAAGGUCCUGGAGUGGCCUAGCCAGUCUCCAGAUCUCAACCCCAUAGAAAAUCUUUGGAGGGAGUUGAAAGUCCGUGUUGCCCAGCGACAGCCCCAAAACAUCACUGCUCUAGAGGAGAUCUGCAUGGAGGAAUGGGCCAAAAUACCAGCAACAGUGUGUGAAAACCUUGUGAAGACUUACAGAAAACGUUUGACCUGUGUCAUUGCCAACAAAGGGUAUAUAACAAAGUAUUGAGAAACUUUUGUUAUUGACCAAAUACUUAUUUUCCACCAUAAUUUGCAAAUAAAUUCAUUAAAAAUCCUACAAUGUGAUUUUCUGGAUUUUUUUUCUCAUUUUGUCUGUCAUAGUUGACGUGUACCUAUGAUGAAAAUGACAGGCCUCUCUCAUCUUUUUAAGUGGGAGAACUUGCACAAUUGGUGGCUGACUAAAUACUUUUUUUCCCCACUGUAUAACGUUGUAGAUAUAACGUAGAUAUCUGACAUUGUUUUAAAGGUACAAAUUCAACAUAUUUUAUACAAGGUUUGUCUAUGUUGACAUUUGGUUACCAUGAUGACGUAAUCAUGUGGUUGAAAUUUCACCCUCAAAAUAACAGUUUACGUUGUUUUCAAAUUCAAUGUAUUUUCCACAUAGAUUCCACAUCACAAUACAUUGUGUCACAAUACAACCAGUUUGUGCCCAGUGGGUAUAGUCAUGACGUAACCGUGCUAGGCCAGGUUAUGAGUUCACCAAAUCAUUAAUAAUUUUAUGUGUUGGAUUUAUUAAGUCGUUAUUUUUUAGUUUAUUUUGCAGCAAUAGGAAUUCCAUUAAGAUACUGCAUGGCUAAGGGUGGACGUGGGGGGCGGAAUGUGAAUGUAAAAAGUGAAAAUGUUUCUGUAGGGACAUUUUGACAUGUUUUUUUGAGCUGAAUGCCCGGUGAGCCACUCUGUUUUUUUGUUUUUCCCAAAUUCCACUCCUGCAUGUUCCCCUAAUAUAAGCAAAUGGAACGCAAGACCUAGGUCUGUCAACUGUGAACUUACAUUUUUCUCUGCCUGUAUUGUGUAGGUAGGCCCUAAUGUUGAGUGCAUUUUGCGCCAUUCGAAAUGGGAUAGAGUAGUAACAAAUACUAGGCUACUAUUUUUUGUUUUACUACUGAUUUUGUCAAAUAGCAUAGGCUAACUUUUGUGUAUCCAGACAAUGAAUCAAUUAACAUAAAUCAUGUUGAGAGUUUAUUAUUAUAGAGCGACAAACCAAAAUAAUCUACAACUUUUACAUUUCACCUCUUGACCAUUUUCUUACAGUUCUCAUAGAUAUCCAUUAGACUAAACAAAUGAGGAGGUAUUUGGAAGUUGUUGGUUAAGAGUAUGUUGCUUAAUGUUGCAGGUAUUGUCCACUUUUCCUUCAAAAUGCCAUCGGUUACUCUCCACUGUCUUUUCCCUGUAAAAUAAGAAAUAGUAAGGAUUUAUUUGUAUACCACUUCAGUAUAUCAGGUAUGGUUAGUCAGAUUUAUUGUAUGAAUGCAGUAAGUUUGCUAGGCCAUCCAAUCACCUUGCCCAUGUCACGACGCUUAACCCGCAUCUUGUUGACCUGGGUCUCAGCAUUGUCAGCACGCUCUUCAGCCUCCUCCAACUCAUGCUGCACCUUCCUGAACUUGAUCAGGUGGGUAUUGGCUUGCUCCUCCUAUAAAAUGAAAUUGGAUUAAGUGUCAACAUUUUGAAGGGAGGUUAAAAACCAUGUGUGUAAACUGGUCUGGAUUGAGUUGUACUCACAGCCUCCUCCACCUGUCUCUUGUAGGCUUUGACCUUCAGCUGUAACUUGUCCACCAGUUCUUGAAGUCUAAUGAUGUUAUUUUUAUCCUCCUCAGACUGUUUUAAAACAGGACACAUUUUAUGCAGCCUAUGGCCUAUUAUGGAGAAUUCUUAAAAUUGCCAUGCACCAAAGAACUGUGGUGAUGAGGAAUUCAACGGUGCAGUUUUGCAUGCAGUGUAUCCAUCCAGCUGACAUUUACCUGAUAGGUGAGCUCCUUGAUUCUGUGCUCAUACAGCAUCUGAGGCGUGUUUCUGCUCUGACUCUAGCUCAAUCUCCAGCUCUCUCACCUGAUGGAAACCAACAACUAUUACCACCACAUAAUACAAGCAUAACAUUGUCAUCUGCAUCUUCAAUAAUAGUUAAGGUUCUAUUAUAAUCUUAACUAUACAAACACUACCCUUGUCUCCAGUUUCUGGAGUUGCUUCUUUCCACCCUUCAUGGCAAUAUUCUCUGCUUCAACUAGACGGUGCUGCAGGUCCUUGACGGUGAUCUCCAGAUUCUUCUUCAUUCUCUCAAGGUGACCACUUGUGUCCUGCUCCUUCUUCAGCUCCUCUGCCAUCAUGGACACUUACAGUAAAUAAGGCGGAACAUAGACGUACAUCAGUGAUAGCCUUUUUGGCCUUCUCCUCAGCGUUUCUGGCCUCCUGAAUACUGUCUUCCAACUCAUCCUGAAUUGAGGCGAGAUCAGCCUCAAGUUUCUUGCGAAUGUUGAUCAGGCUUGUAUUCUGUAAAAUAUGUAAUUCAGCAAAUCACCAUGGGGACAUUUUGUAUUUUUAGAUUAAAUGAGUUGUUGCUUUAGGGCUGAGGUGAUUAAGAAAGUUGAGUACUGUACCUGUGAGUGCUGUAGCUGCACUCUCUCGCUAGCACCCACUAGUUCUUGCUCAGCUGUUUUACGGCUUCUCUCAGUCUGUUCCAGAGUACCCCUCAUCUCAUCAAUUUCAGCCUGCAACAGGUUGCUCCUGCGCUCAGACAUGUCAACCUGCUCCUUCGUAUCAUCCUGUCCUCUAAUAGCAUCAUCAAGGUGGAGUUGUGCUUCCUACGGGGGAAUGAAUUGAUCAAAGUAAAUGGAAAUGGUGAAGUUUCUCCUAUAACUGCAAAACAAACAGUAUAUUUCAUGUAUGUUUGUUUCCAUCAGCUAACCUUGAGCUGAUCUUGGAUAUAUCUCAGCUGUUUUUGUGACUCACUGGCCUGCCUAUUAGCAUGGCUUAGCUGAAUCUCCAUCUCAUUGAGGUCUCCCUCCAUCUUCUUCUUAACUCGCAGGGCAUCAUUCCUGCUCCUGACCUCAGCGUCCAGAUUGGUCUGCAUGGAAUCAAUAACUCUCUGGCUGUUUCUCUUCAACUGGUCAAUCUCCUCAUCCUUUUCAGAAAUCUUUCUGUCCACCUCAGACUUCACCUGGUUCAACUCCAGCUGGGCACAGAGGAUCUUAGAUUCGUCAUGCUCUAUAGAUGCCUGAAUGGGAGUUAA
Molecule: messenger RNA, 12832 nt
Organism: Coregonus sp. 'balchen'
Lineage: Eukaryota; Metazoa; Chordata; Actinopteri; Salmoniformes; Salmonidae
Source: the annotation of a GenBank genome assembly